Arabis nemorensis is the source of this 825-nucleotide messenger RNA. NCBI's taxonomy places the organism in Eukaryota, Viridiplantae, Streptophyta, Magnoliopsida, Brassicales, Brassicaceae. The record is from the annotation of a GenBank genome assembly.
AUGGGGUUAAUCGUCCGGAAACAGAGGUUGAUGACUUUAAUCAGAGUUUGGGUACCGUCUUCUCUUCCACAGGGAAAUUUCUUGGAAUCUAUCCCAAGACGUAUUGAACUGAAGAUAAAAUGCAGACAAACAGAAUAUCAAUAUGAGAAGGAGGCUAUUGUGGAAGUCACAAGUGAAGAUGAUGAAGCUUACAAGGGUUCUUGGUAUUGUGCUCGUGUAGUUAGUUUAUUAGGUGAUGAUAAGUAUAUUGUUGAACCCUUGAGAAAAAAUAGAGGUGGCGAUGAAUCUAUCCGUCUGAGAGAUUUGGUAGAAGCUCAGAACAUGAGACCAGUUCCUCCUCAAGCACUCUCGUCUGUUGCGUGCUAUGAAACAGGAGAUGAAGGAAAUUUCUUGGAAUCUAUCCCAAGACGUAUUGAACUGAAGAUAAAAUGCAGACAAACAGAAUAUCAAUAUGAGAAGGAGGCUAUUGUGGAAGUCACAAGUGAAGAUGAUGAAGCUUACAAGGGUUCUUGGUAUUGUGCUCGUGUAGUUAGUUUAUUAGGUGAUGAUAAGUAUAUUGUUGAACCCUUGAGAAAAAAUAGAGGUGGCGAUGAAUCUAUCCGUCUGAGAGAUUUGGUAGAAGCUCAGAACAUGAGACCAGUUCCUCCUCAAGCACUCUCGUCUGUUGCGUGCUAUGAAACAGGAGAUGAAGUUGAUGCUUGGUUCAACAAACGGUGGUGGAUCGGUAGGGUCUCUAAAGUGUUUGGAGGUGGUUCUAAAUAUUUAGUUCAUUUCAUCUCCACGGGCAAAGAAACGAUAGUCUCACAUCGAUGGACAAUGGAUUAA